Molecule: messenger RNA, 1720 nt
Organism: Neocloeon triangulifer
Lineage: Eukaryota; Metazoa; Arthropoda; Insecta; Ephemeroptera; Baetidae
Product: zinc finger Y-chromosomal protein 1-like
Exons: 3
Coding region: 26-1576 (516 amino acids)
Biological process (GO): regulation of transcription by RNA polymerase II
Cellular component (GO): nucleus
Molecular function (GO): RNA polymerase II transcription regulatory region sequence-specific DNA binding; DNA-binding transcription factor activity, RNA polymerase II-specific
Source: RefSeq, a predicted model, not a curated record
AAAAACAAGAGUUGCGCGCCGAAAAAUGUGGCCCGGAAAGCCUCUAUGCCGACUUUGCGAGCGGCCAGCGGCCGACGGCGGCCAUCAGGCGGCCGAAAUGGACAAGGAGAAGUUUUCCGAGUGGUGUUUGGUCUAUUUGGGCCACACGCUGGCCGACGAGUUGAAAGACGACGAUCUCAUCUGCUGCUUUUGUGUUUGGGACGCCAGGUUUCUAGACGAGCACGAGAGAGGAGAAAUGAGAGAUUUAUGUUGGUGGCCCAAAGAAUCAAUGACUUGCAGUAGGAAACAAACACUGUUUGAAAAUUACGAAGUAAAGCAGUGCUGGGUGCCUUUGAAAAAACUUGUGGAAGCUAAAGCAGUUGAGGAGACAACAUCUGAAGUAAUUGCUAAUGGACGUGGUGUAAAGAAUGGAAAACUGAGUUUAAUAUGCAUUUAUUGUAACAAAAACAAAAGCUUAUCUAAUGUUAAAGGGAAUCAGAUUUUGGUCAAACACAUUAAGAGCGAACAUAGAAAUAUUGCAAUCAGAUGCAAUUUUUUCAGCCAAUGCCCCAAUUACUUUCUUAAUACGGAUGAUAGAGAUGAGCACAUUAAGAAAGUUCAUUUUAAACGAAAAGAAGUAAAAGUUAAAGUCUGUAUUUACUGCUCGCAGGAAUUUAUAUCGCGAAAGAAUUUUACAAGCCACAUAAGUAGAAUACACGCAAAAACUUUUAUUAAAUGUAAAGUUUUUUCCUGUGGUGAAUAUUUCAAGACUCAAUCAGAUUUGGACUUUCAUAAUUUGGGGCACAGAGCUCUAGAGGAUAAGAAAAAAUUUGCAUGCGAAAUGUGUAGCUACAGAGGUUUGAGCAAAGGACAUUUAUUUAAACACAUACAAAGUCAACAUUUAAAGUCAAAAAAUCCUAUUAAGUGUCAGUUAUGUGAAAAAGUAUUUGAAAAUGAAUUCAAACUACAACGUCAUCUCUCCUAUGAUCACAAGUUCAAAUAUUGCUCAUCUUGUGGAUCAAAAUUUACUGUGGCUAGGUUUGAAAGACAUUUUUCCAAAAAUACAGUAUGCAACCAAUGCGGGCACUCAUUUAAAUGUUGCGUUUUGCUUCGUAAGCAUAAAAUUGAAUGUAACCCUUACGAAUGUGAUUUUUGCUUAAAAUUGUUCUCCAAAAAGAGCUUUUUAAAAUAUCACGUAAACAGGCACCAUGUCAGUAAAAUUUCGAAAAACGUGGAUGAAUUUCAGGGUCGCUUUGAGUGCAAAGUUUGCAAUAAAUAUAUCGCCAAUAAAAAGAAUUUAAAACUGCAUUGUGCUAGAUUGCAUUCAAAUUCAAGGCGCAUAUUCGAAUGCAGCCAUUGCACCAUGAAAUAUUUUGGAAAGAGGAGCAUGGCUCGGCACUUGGCAAAUGUGCACAACCUUAUUGAGAAAAAGUAUCAUUGCAAAGAUUGUGACAGACAGUUUUGUAGCCGAUUUGAAUUAAAAGAUCACGUUACAAGAACGCAUUCUAAAAAAAUAAUUCAAUGUCCGAUUUGCAAAAUUCAUAUUCUAUCUCACAUUUUGCGCAUGCACAUGAUUUAUAAACAUGGUAUAAGGUAAGACUAGAAAGAUUAGAGGGUUUAGAAAAAAAAAUUAAGGGACAUCAGAAAUCAGAAGUAAUUGUAAGGUAAAGAUCGUAAAAAUUAAAUUAAAUUGUUGCGAUAUAAAUUGAAAUAGAAUACCUUUAUUAUAAAAAGAACUGUC